GAGGGAGGCUGGGUCUACAAUGGAUGUUGUUGCUGCACAAACAAAACCAAUUGCUGGCUGAAUGGAUCAAAUGGUUGUUUGUUUUACAAAGAAGAUCAAGGACUGGAGCAACGUAGUUGUUGCCUAUGAACCAGUUUGGGCUAUUGGAACUGGUAAAGUUGCCACCGUAGCUCAGGCUCAGGAAGUGCACGCCUCUCUGAGGGAUUGGCUAAAGACCAACGUCAGCCCUGAGGUUGCUGAAUCUACUAGGAUCUUCUACGGAGGCUCUGUAACUGCCGCGAACUGCAAAGAGCUAGCAGCACAGCCUGAUGUCGAUGGUUUUCUUGUCGGUGGAGCUUCUUUGAAGCCUGAGUUCAUCGACAUCAUCAACGCGGCCACCGUGAAGUCCGCUUAAGAUG
Molecule: messenger RNA, 398 nt
Organism: Zea mays
Lineage: Eukaryota; Viridiplantae; Streptophyta; Magnoliopsida; Poales; Poaceae
Product: triosephosphate isomerase, cytosolic-like
Exons: 5
Coding region: 62-394 (110 amino acids)
Biological process (GO): glycolytic process; glyceraldehyde-3-phosphate biosynthetic process; glycerol catabolic process
Cellular component (GO): cytosol
Molecular function (GO): triose-phosphate isomerase activity
Source: RefSeq, a predicted model, not a curated record